GCGGCAACGGUGUCAACUGUGUUGCUCUACAAUGUCCGGCUCUAACGGCCCCAGCUAACGGAGCUCUGAGUCCUCCCGGACCUUACUACAACCAACACGCGGUAGGGUUUAUUUGCAACCCUGGGUACGUGUUGAACGGGACCUAUACUGCAACGUGCCAAGCUAAAAGGAACAACUUAAUAUGGAGUGACCCGGUCCCAACCUGCACAGCGUUGCCUGCGCCGGCCCUGCCACCACCUGGAGCUUUACCUCCUGGAUUGCCGUUGACAAACCAGAGGGUGUUUAUCCCCUGUAACCAGACUAGUGACCUGGGCCUCGCACAGAGACGCCAACUGGAGACAAACUUCCGGGAAAAGUUGUUCACCCUAUUUGGGGUAACUGCGACAAACGUCAUCGUUACUAACUUUGGAAUUGAUUUUCAGCUGCUCGUAACGGAGCAGGACAAAUUCCAGACGCAAUUUGCCAGUCAACUACUCUAUUCUACAUUUACUGUGGGAGAUGAUGUCAACCCUGGCCUGUUUCACCUCCGUGAUCCAACAGACUACACUGAUAUGGUUGUAACGUUAGAGUUCAGUGGUGUUGACUUCGGGAACUUGGCCAGCCAACAUUCCUUCCCAGUGACUCAGCUCCCUUCAGCGCUUCGAGAAACACUGAGAAAUGCCGGCAUCUCUUCGCCUUGUGUGGACUCAAUCAGAGUAUUGCACAUGGGGCAGAAUAUCAUCACGUUCUCCAUGUCGAAAGACCCAGACAGCACGACCAAUCUCACGGAACAAGUCAAGAAACUUGAGGCAGUCCCAACACAAUGGAGCACUGCAGCUAAAUCUCGACUCGGCGCUCCCUUGCACCGGCGUCGAUUACGAUGGAACCUUUGACAGCAUCUGCCCACCAGUAGGCUGUCCAUGUACACCAGAAGACACCAUUUCCAUGGAGGCGCCGACUGCCAGUACAGGAAUGUCCACCUCUACCCAGGUCGGGCUGGCAGUCGGCAUCCCUGUAGCCCUGGCCGCGCUGGCAGCACUACUGGCCCUGCUAAUAUUCUUCCUAAAGAAGAAGAAGAAGGGAGGGUACCGGCCUCCCACAGCCAAGCCGCGAAGGAGUGUCGUCUCCCCUGCAGUGGAGUCGUUUGAGAGAAACAUCUACACCGCUUCCAUGGACGACGCGUUCAGCCACGAGUUCGGCAAGAAGGGCGCCCAGCUGAACCGGUUCCGGGACCCAGACGCCGUGUACGGGCGGCUGUCCACAGCGUACACCCGGCCGCCCAGCACGGCCAGCUCCACGGCAACUAGGAACAGCUGGGUGUCAGGACCUGAUUUCUACUAGACGUCGUCCCACAAGGCAACAAUGCA
This is a messenger RNA of Branchiostoma belcheri (Belcher's lancelet), 1346 nucleotides long. RefSeq lists its product as uncharacterized. Lineage: Eukaryota; Metazoa; Chordata; Leptocardii; Amphioxiformes; Branchiostomatidae. The transcript is spliced from 10 exons. The coding region runs from base 658 to 1320 and encodes 220 amino acids. The record is from RefSeq and is a predicted model, not a curated record.